Penicillium brevicompactum is the source of this 3528-nucleotide messenger RNA. Its product is annotated as cohesin subunit IRR1. The transcript is spliced from 2 exons. Bases 1 to 3528 code for a protein of 1175 amino acids. Gene Ontology annotation, biological process: sister chromatid cohesion. The record is from RefSeq and is a predicted model, not a curated record. Gene Ontology annotation, molecular function: chromatin binding. Lineage: Eukaryota; Fungi; Ascomycota; Eurotiomycetes; Eurotiales; Aspergillaceae. Gene Ontology annotation, cellular component: cohesin complex; nucleus; chromatin.
AUGGAUAUCGACAAUCCACCUUUGUCGAGCCCUGGCGACCAGUCGACCCCGGCUGAAGACCGACGUAAAUCUGGCCGACAAACGCGCCGACCCGAGGUCUUCUCUCAAACCACAUUCUCUGCCGAGGAACAAGCCGGUGGAAAGCGCAAGCGAGAUGAGGCCGGCGAGGAUGGCGAGGACGACGCGUCGGAGUCAGACAGCGAAGAUGCUGGCGAGGAUGACACAGAUGAGGAGGAAUUGAAAGAAAAGCGACGCGCCGCACGUCGCAAUGGAACUAAGAAAGCCUCUAACUCUAAGCCCAAAUCCAAGGGAUCACACGCAUCAAAGAAACCCAAGGUUACGAAUGGACUGGGAAAACAGCUCGCCUUCCGGCCAGCGACUAACGGCCGGCUUCCCGCUGCUCGUCCUCGCAAGCCCAAGGUUCGUCCUAGCCUUGCAGCGGGUGAACGCGGUUUAUUCGCGGAGGUUUUUGGAAAAAGCAACAAUGCCGACACAGUGGCCGCUCAAUGGCUUUCCCAAUAUCAGCGCAAUAAUGGAGAUUCCAUGCGUGAUCUGAUCAACUUCAUUUUACGAUGCACCGGAACCGACCUUGAGAUUGAUACCGCCGAGGUGGAAGACGUCGACAACGCCCCAACCCGUAUCCAAGAUCUCCAAACACUAUACCAAGCAGAAGGAAUUACCGAAUACCCUCUGAUCUCGAAAGCGAAGAAAUUCAGGGCCUUUUCAGUCCUUCUCGAGGAAUUUACUGUGGCAUUGAUCCAAACUUUCCAUGCUUCUUCGGUCCUAUACACCGAUGAAAACCUGUUCGAAAACGUCCAAAUCUGGAUCACCUCAUUGUCAACAUCAAAAUGCCGACCAUUCCGCCACACUGCGACUAUGAUAUCCCUCGCAAUCAUGAACGCUCUGUGUGAAAUCGCACGUGAGGUCACAACAGGUGUGUCCACAUCCAGGAAGCAACUUGAGAGCGAGAAGAAAAAGAAGACUGUGAACAAGGGUCGCGUGGAGGCAAUCAAAACCGCCAUAUCUGAGGGAGAAGAGAAGGUGGAGAAACUGGACGAGUUCCUGCAAGAUGGGUUCGACACCGUCUUUGUCCAUCGAUACCGAGACAUUGACAGCCAAAUCCGUGUCGAGUGCCUGACAGCCCUUGGUGGGUGGAUUCGCACCUACCGAGAUAUUUUCUUUGAAGGCCAGUAUCUGCGAUACUUGGGGUGGACACUUGCGGAUGUCGUUCCACAGACCAGACUGGUCGCACUGACAGAGCUUUUGUCUCUCUAUGAAAACCGAGACAACAUUGCGGGUUUGCACUCCUUCACUGAGCGCUUCCGCCAACGAAUUGUUGAGAUCGCUGUUCAAGAUGCUGAUGUCUCUGUUCGUGUUACUGCGGUUGAGCUUCUCAAUCACCUCCGCGAAGGUGGUCUACUUGAGCCACAAGAUAUCGAUGCUGUCGGUCGAUUAGUGUUCGAUAUGGACCCUCAAAUUCGCAAAGCCGCUGGUCGAUUCUUCGUGGCCAAUGUGCAAGAUGCAUAUGAGUCAAUUACGGAGGAAGUGGGCGAAGAGAUCGGUGACCUUUUAGCAGAUGAUGAUGAAGACGACUAUGAAUCGCCCAAGCACGCAUGGAUCAAAUUCAAAUGCCUCACUGACCUGUUCCAAGCUUAUGACGCAGAACAGUCUGAACAACAACCAGAGCCCAUGUCCCGUAACACGCUACUGGGAGUACCGAUCGAGUCUCGCUUCGCGCUUGCGACGGAGGCUGUUUACCCUCACAUGGAAGAGCUUGCUCAGUGGCCAUCACUGGCCGGGUAUUUGCUCUAUGAUCACUCUCAAAUCACAGAUGAACCGUCUGAAGACGACACCGCCGGAGUUGUGAAAAACCUCUACAAGAUUCAGGAGGGACAAGAGUCGAUUCUUCUUGAAUUGCUUUGUGCGGUAGUAAAGCUUCGUGUGCUUGAUGUCUCCAAGUCUGACAUUGACAAACGCGGGCGCAAAGUCAAAGCUUUGACUGCUAAGAUUCCCGAGCUCCAGGAGGAGAUCUCUCACAACCUUGCUCAGAUUAUUCCCCGUCUUCUCAACAAAUUCGGCUCCACGCCCGAGGCGGCUUCUGCCGUCUUGCGGCUGGAACACCUCGUGGAUCUAGACUCAAUCCAGGAUCUCCAGAAGGAUGCCACAGCUUAUUCAUCAUUGCUCAAUGAUAUCAACAAGCAAUUCUUGACACAUUCGGAUCAAGACGUUCUGGCUGAAGCCAGUGUAGCAUUCUUGCAUGCCAAGAGCUCGGAGGAGAUGCGGGAGGCCCUUGACAGCAAGGUCCAGGAACUUUGGGAUGAUAUGGUCGAGACGCUUAGUGCGUUGUCCCGAAAGAAGGAUGUUCAAGAAGGCGCCUCUAUCUCUGAUCCCACUCUCACUGAUCUGACCAACACUGUUUCUCGGAUCUCCAACCUCGCCGGAAUCACGGAUUGCGCAGCCAUCCUCGAGACCAUUCCCAACGCGCGCUCCAAGUCGAAGAAGGACCAACCCGAAGCUCCGUUCAAUUCUCUUAUUCGUCUUGCUGAGCGAGGACUACGCAGCGAGGACGACAAUGAAGACGUUGCCAAAGCAGAGACUGAGCUGGUAUCAAGCAGUAUCAGGACAUUGCUUUUCUAUUUCAUGUGGAAGGUGCAGGCACUGUCCACGGUGCUGAACAACGGGAAAGCCACUUACAACACCUCCUACUUCGAGGCACUUACUAAGAGCCGCGAGGCUUUCGCUUCGACACUCGUCGAUAUCAUGAAAUCGCGUCCUGCUCUUGACGAUCUCCGAUUCUUAGCAUGCACCACAUACCUCGAUCUGCAAACACUGUUUAGUACUCUUCGCAAUAUCGGCCAAGGCAACGGCAACGACGAAGACAUCCUCUUCCAAACUCAAAGCUUAAUCCACGAGAUCGGACCCGAACCCCAGACCCUGAUCACCAAAAUCCACAGCAUCGCCGAACGCACAGCAGCCAAGAAGAUAAGAGUCAACCUCGAGCCCGCAGACGACGACGACCCCGCCUCGGAAGAUGAGCCCGAAGACGAAGAUGAGGCCAGCGACUCCGAAGAUGAAGAGGUAGCCAACGAGCGUCUCCGCAGCAGUAUCGUUGCCGAGCAGCACCUUUGCGAAUUGACAGGCAAGCUGGUCCUCGCCAUCAUCGCGCGCAUCGUCGACGCUUCCGGCUCAAAGCGUGGCUCUUUGAAGAAGCGUCUGCUACGCAACAAGACCGCUCUCGGACACAACUACCGCGACGUCCUCUCACAUCUCGAAGAGCGCAAGCCGCGCAGUGCACCACGCAGCAAGGGGAAACAGUCCGCCAAGGCUGCUGGUUCUCCUGCUAAGGCGCCCAAGUCUGCCGAGCAGAUUGAUGAUGAGGAUGAGGAUGUGCCUGUGGAAGAGGACGACGAGGAAGAUUUGCGUGCGCGUGGUCUUGUCGAGGAGGAUAUUGAUGAGCAAAAUGGGCAUGAUGAGGAUCUUGAUUCCCCUGCGCCUGAACCGGAUGAGGAUGAGGUAAUGGGCGAUUGA